AUGCUGCCAAAAAUUGGAGCUGUUAAAAUUUUCGUUUUUUUACUGAUUGCAAUUACUAUCGUACAAAGCAAGGAAAAUAAAGUUGUUGAUGAAGUUGAUGGAAUGUAUGAUGAUGAUUAUAAAUUAUAUGCUCCACCUAAUAUGAUUAGACUCGCUCGAUUUUAUUCAAUGUAUAAUAAACCUUCUUCAGCUGAAGAUGUAAUGGUAGGUGGUAAUGUCUACGAUAAACGAAGAGAUAGACCACGUCCAAUGAGAUUUGGAAAAUAA
This is a messenger RNA of Strongyloides ratti, 267 nucleotides long. RefSeq lists its product as hypothetical. The record is from RefSeq and is a predicted model, not a curated record. The transcript has 3 exons. The coding region runs from base 1 to 267 and encodes 88 amino acids. Lineage: Eukaryota; Metazoa; Nematoda; Chromadorea; Rhabditida; Strongyloididae.